AUGCCUCCUCUAACCGAACCGUUUGUCCUGUGCGACCUGCCCCAAAGCUCGCUGACCGUGGCCGACAAGGUGGCUGUGCCCGGCCGAAGCGCAGGAUCCCAGUAUCUGCUGGGAAUUAGCCACUCCCAGGCUGCUCUCUACGAACUCACCCCAAGCCCUCGAUCUGUGUGGACUCACUUCCUGUCCUUGACCCAGGCCGUGUGCGCCAUCACCCAGUAUGCUCCUAGCACGAAGACUGGUGUUGUCUACGUCUCGAUCCGGGACCGGAAAAAGUUUUUUGUCGAGCGUGUCGAGCGAGGCGUUGACUCCGAGGACGGAAACAAGAGCGCUCUGACUCUGUCAGAGGCUGCGGUGGCUGUUGGGACCAGCUCCGAUGAUUCUAGAAUUUACCUGGUGACCGAGUCUGGCCACGUUAAGGUCGCUCCAGUGUCUCUGUUUGGUCAGGCUGGCUCCGGAGACAAGAUCCCCACCCUGUUUGAUGCUGGAGCCAAGCAGAUCACUGAGUACUCUCUGUUCAUGCCCGAUAGCCGUACUGACGAGUUCAGUGACGGUCUUGUUGUGCUUGUUCUCGGCUCCCGAGACUCGUACCGAGCCGUUCUGCUGGGUCUCAAGUCGUCUGGAUGCGUCGUUCUUGCUGACAAGGUUCUCAAGGAUAUCGCUACCGACUCUAAGCCUGCGUUCUCUGCCGUCGACAAUGUCCUAUCGUGCUUCUCAAACACCACUCUCUACAGCUUUGCCCUCCCCUCUCUCAAGGUGACCACCCAGAUUGAGCGACCUGAGGGUGUGUCUGGUAAUUCUUCAAUUCUGGCAAUUGACUCUCGAACUACACUGCUGUCUUCCAACGACAAGCUCACACUCGUCGAUACAUACUACGAGUCUAUUGUAACCGAGGUUGAUGCGUCCCAGCUCUCUCUGCUGUCCUUCUAUCCCGAUACCCAGACUGUUCUUGGUGUGCAGCCCCAGAAGGGUGGCUUCUGUGUUUCCGGUGUCACUGUCGAUCUCUCUUCAGGCUCUUCUCUGCUCGACUCUGUUGCUCGAGGACAGGGUUUGCAGACUUCUGCCACCCGAGAACAGCAGCGACAGCACGACUGGAGAAUGUCCAACAUCCACAUGGCCAAGACUUACCGAUUAGAGAGUGACUUUGCCAACCUAUCUGGCUAUGAUGUGGUGGUCAAGGCUGCUAAGAAGUCUCAGAAGCAAUCUCAGGCUCUGAUGGAGACCCUUAAGGCCUCGCAAGGUGCUGCAUUCGAUUCUGCUCUGCUCAAAUACAUGAAGCACAAGAAGUGGCUCAAGCAAAAUCCCGACCUGGCUUUCACCGUGUACGAGGAGCGAGAUGAUGCCCAAAUUGAUAACUUCCUGAUGGACCAGAUUUGUUCCCUGUUGUUCGACAACUAUGAGGACUCUGAGCCUGUUCUUAAGGCCGAUCCUCCCGUCAAGGCUCUCACCUACCUUCUCACACACUCUCUUUUCCCCACGAACCGAUUCCCCAACCUGUUGGACACAUUUGAGUCUCACCCUUUCCUGCAGCGUCAGGCUCUGGUGAACGCCCCUGCCCUCCCUUGCUCCACCCUGGUCAAGGCUCUGGCCUCUUCUGUGUCUGACGAGAUUGUCAACGAUGCCGUCGUUCGACUGCUGGAGGAGUUCCGACCCACCGAGGUUACCAAGACCAUCCGAAAGGAGAUCUCCAACCUCAACGGUCUGGUGGAGCGACUGCAGAAGAUGGACGCUGGCUGGGCUCUGAUUCCCUGUGUGAUUGAUGCUGGAGGACUGCUAGGAUGGAACCUAGAGACCAUUCAGGAGCUAAAGAAGUCGCUCAAGAGCGAGCUACAGACCCAGACCGAGUCUGCCCAAACCGUUGCUAUGGUGGACGCCCUCAAACUUCGAAUGAUGGCUCAGGAGCGAGUGGCAAUGCGAGAGCAGUACAUUGAGAAGGGAGAUGACAAGUUGGAUGCUAGUUACGUGGUGGAGAAGUUGCAUAUUUGA
Molecule: messenger RNA, 1983 nt
Organism: Yarrowia lipolytica CLIB122
Lineage: Eukaryota; Fungi; Ascomycota; Dipodascomycetes; Dipodascales
Source: RefSeq, a predicted model, not a curated record